UGCCUUUUGAGAGAGAGAGAGAGAGAAAGAGAGAGAUGGGUUCUGUGGAGCAGAAGCCUCAUGCUGUUUGCAUCCCAUACCCAGCUCAAGGCCAUGUUAAUCCGAUGCUCAAACUAGCAAAAGUCCUUCACUACAGAGGCUUCCACAUAACUUUUAUCAACACCGAGUUCAAUCACAGACGCUUGCUCAAGGCCAGAGGUCCCGAUUCCUUGGACGGCUUGCCGGACUUUUGCUUUGAAACCAUCCCCGAUGGUUUGCCUCCCUCCGAUGCUGACGCAACCCAAGACAUCCCAUCACUGUGUGACUCUAUCGCAAAGAAUUUCAUGGUCCCAUUUCGAAAUCUACUUGCGAAACUUAAUGAUACUGUCUCCUCGAAUGUUCCCCCGGUGAGCUGCAUAGUUAGUGAUCUCAGCAUGUAUUUCGCCAAUAGCGUUGCUGAAGAACUGGGAAUCCCUGUCCUUCUGUUGUGGACUGCGAGUGCCUGUGCCUUUUUAGGCCUUGCACAUACCCGCCGUCUCGUCGAAAGUGGUCUACUUAUACCACCCAAAGAUGAGAGCCAUGAUCUUCCAAACGGGUACAUGGAGACUACAAUUGAUUGGAUUCCUGGGAUGAAAAAUAUUCGUAUCAAGGAUCUCCAUAGCUUUCUAUUCGCAUCAGAUCAUCCGAAAGGUAUCAUGCUGAUCAACUUUAUUUUGGAGAUGGUAGAGAAAGCUUCGAAAGCUUCCGCCAUAGUUGUGAACACUUUUGACACAUUGGAGCAUGAAGGAUUGGAUGCUCUUUCCUCCUUGUUUCCUCCUGUUUAUGCCAUUGGCCCUCUUCAUUUGCUUCUCAGUCAAAUUCCACAAAACAAUUCAAAGUUGAAUAAUAUCGGUUCCAAUCUUUGGAAAGAUGAAGCUGAUUGUCUCGAAUGGCUCAAUUCCAAGGAACCCAACUCGGUUAUUUACGUGAAUUUCGGCAGCAUCACAGUCCUAACUCCAUCACAAAUGGUCGAGUUUGCUUGUGGACUCGCUAACAGCAAGAAAGCCUUCCUGUGGGUGAUUAGGCCUGACAUGGUGAAGGGUGACUCAGUAAUUGUACCCCACAAGUUUUUAAGUGAAACCAAAGACAUAAGCAUUGUGGUAAGUUGGUGCCCACAAGAGGAUGUGCUAAGCCACCCAUCAAUCGGAGGAUUCUUGACCCAUUGCGGAUGGAACCAAAGUUUUGAAAGCAUGUGCACAGGAGUGCCUGUGCUCUGCUGGCCAUUCUUUGCCGACCAGCAGACAAACUGUAGGCUCGCGUGCGUUGAAUGGGGCAUUGGCCUGGAGAUCAAUUGUAAUGUGAAAAGAGAUGAAGUGGAAAAGCUUGUGAGAGAGUUGAUGGAGGGAGAGAAGGGUAAGGAGAUGAGGGAACAUGCCGUGAAGUGGAAGAAAAUGACAGAGAAAGCAGUUGGUACAAAUGGCUCUUCAAACUUAAAUCUCGACAAAGUGGUUAAGGAGAUACUGCUGCAGUUGAAUCCGUAGAUUUUUAUUUAUAUUUGUUGAAUCUUUUCUUUAAGAUUAUCUUUACUCUAUCUACGUACGUACAAUUAAUGCCCUUGGAGAUAUUGAUCAACUACUACCAAAAAGACUAUCCCAAGAUUGGGUUUAA
Molecule: messenger RNA, 1626 nt
Organism: Juglans microcarpa x Juglans regia
Lineage: Eukaryota; Viridiplantae; Streptophyta; Magnoliopsida; Fagales; Juglandaceae
Product: 7-deoxyloganetin glucosyltransferase-like
Exons: 3
Coding region: 36-1499 (487 amino acids)
Molecular function (GO): UDP-glycosyltransferase activity
Source: RefSeq, a predicted model, not a curated record